Messenger RNA from Asparagus officinalis (garden asparagus), 3385 nucleotides. Its product is annotated as putative pentatricopeptide repeat-containing protein At5g13230, mitochondrial. Bases 169 to 2661 code for a protein of 830 amino acids. Gene Ontology annotation, biological process: RNA modification. The transcript is spliced from 4 exons. NCBI's taxonomy places the organism in Eukaryota, Viridiplantae, Streptophyta, Magnoliopsida, Asparagales, Asparagaceae. Gene Ontology annotation, molecular function: zinc ion binding; RNA binding; protein binding. The record is from RefSeq and is a predicted model, not a curated record.
GCCCGACCCAUGCAGCUUAUUCAAGCUUCGCUUCUUUUUCUUCUUCAAGUUCCAAUCUCCAUCCAUAGAAGUCCCAAAUCCAAAUGCGUCCUCUUUAGAUGCUUCGAACAUAAGGAGAUCAACAAAAAACUGACAUUUUUCUCCUCAUUCAUGCCGUCAUUGUAAACCAUGAUCAAGCUUCUCAAACUUAGAAAACCCAGAUGGCCAACUCUCGUUCGUAGUCAAUCCAAUCCUUCAAUUUACUCCCCUCACCGCAAUUUUCUUGCAAACCCUACUACAUUUUUUAUCACAGAUGAGAACUUGACGAACCCUUCAGAAAUUUUUGAUUCUUAUGAAUAUGCCGAUGCUUUGAGGUCUCGCAUUACUAGCUGCAAUAUAAAGGAAGGGAAAGCUGUUCACUGUCAUGCAGUAAAGAGAGGAAACUGCUUGGAUUUGUUCUGUAGAAACAUUCUUCUUGACUUGUAUGUCAAAUCUGAACUGAUAACGGAUGCACGUAAACUGUUCGACGAAAUGCCCGAGAGAAAUGUGGUUUCUUUUGUCACCUUAAUUCAGGGGCUUUCUAGAUCUGGUGAAUUUUUUGAUGCGUUCCAGUUUCUUUGCAGGCUCCAUAGAGAAGGACAUGAGCUUAAUCAGUUUGUUUUCACUACGGCUUUGAAGCUAUUUGUCGACUGGGAUUGGCCUCAAAUUGGUGAAUAUAUUCAUGCUCUUGUUCUAAAGCUUUGUUUUGACUCAAAUGCUUUUGUUGGAUCCGUUCUAAUUGAUAUUUAUUCGCGUUGUGGGACCAUUAAGUGUGCAAGAAAAGUGUUUGAUAUGAUUUUGGGAAAGGAUGUUGUUGUUUUUACGGGGAUGGUUUCUUGCUAUGCCAAUAAUGAUUAUCCCUAUGAGGCUUUGCAAUUGUUCUCUCAAAUGUCGGGGGUUGGUUUGAGGCCUAACAACUUUACAUUGACCAGUGUGCUCAAGGCCUCUGUUUCUCUCGAAUCACUUGAGUUAGGCAAGAGCAUUCAUGGUUGUUCGAUAAAGACCCAAUAUGAAUCAGACCCUUACGUAGGUGCGGCUCUUCUCGAUAUGUAUGCAAAAUGUGGAGACAUUGAGGAUGCCUGCUGUGUUUUUGAGAUGAUUCCUUCCUGCAAUGUCAUUCUUUGGAGCUCUAUGAUCUCUCGGUAUGCACAUAGCAAUCGGAACGAAGAGGCUUUGGGGCUUUUGCAGAGAAUGAUGCUAAAUCUAGUAGUUCCUAAUGAAUAUAGCUUCUCUAGUGCUUUAAAAGCUUGUUCGAAUAUGGGGUCCUUGAACUUGGGCAGGCAAGUUCAUGGCCAUGUUGUGACGAUUGGUCUUGACUCGGAAGCUUUCGUUGCAAAUGCACUUAUUGAUGUAUAUGCAAAGUGCGGAUGCAUGGAAGCUUCAAUGGAGAUCUUCUCAGGGUUGCUUCAUAAGAAUGAUGUGGCUUGGAACACAGUGAUUGUUGGUUAUGUAAACUUGGGUUUCGGAGAAGAAGCUUUGAGACUCUUUUGCCAAAUGAGAGAUGCUCAGGUACCUGCUUCUCAAGUCACCUACUCUAGUGCCCUCAAGGCUUGUGCAAGCUUAGCAGCUAUCGAGCCUUCAAUCCAACUUCACGCUUUGAUUGCUAAAACCCCAUUAAUUCAUAAUAAUGUUGUUGGCAACUCUUUAAUUGAUUCAUAUGCCAAGUGUGGGAACAUCAGGGAUGCUUGUAAGGUCUUUGACAUGAUGGAUGAUCAUGAUGUAAUAUCAUGGAAUGCUCUGAUAUCUGGGCAUGCUAUCCAUGGUCUCGGUGAAGUUGUUUUAGGGUUUUUCAGUAAGAUGAAGGAAGAUGGAAUCAUAGCCAAUGACAUGACUUUUAUUGGUGUACUUUCAGCUUGCAGCAAUAUAGGUUUAGUGGAUGAGGGCCGAGCUUACUUUAAUUCUAUGAUACGAGAUUAUGGUAUUAAACCACAAAUGGAGCACUAUGCUUGCAUGGUUAGGCUUUUAGGUCGCUCAGGUCAUCUUGAUGAGGCCAUGAACUUUAUUGACCAAAUCCCUAAUGAACCUAGCGUGAUGGUUUGGCGAGCAUUACUUAAUGCGUGCCUAAUUCACAAGAACGUACAGUUAGGAAAUAUAUGUGCAGAGAGGGUUCUUAAAAUUGAGCCAGAGGAUGAGGUCACACUUGUAUUGUUGUCAAAUAUAUAUGCAAAGGCUGGUAUAUGGGAGAAUGUGGCUCUCACAAGGAAGUUAAUGAGAAGCAGAGGAGUAAAGAAGGAACCUGGUCUUAGCUGGAUUGAGAUCCAGGGUGAAACACAUUGUUUUACUGUGGGAGAUGAAACUCAUCCAGAUAUUAAGUUAAUCAAGGCAAUGUUGGAAUGGCUGAAUAAUAAAGCUAAAAAAGCGGGUUAUAGUCCCGAUAGUACUGUGAUUUUGCAUGAUAUUGGAGAAGAAGAAAAGGGACGUUUAUUGUGGAUGCACAGUGAGAGAUUGGCCUUAGCAUUUGGCCUUGUAAAGGUACCACUGGGGCGUCCAAUACGCAUCAUUAAGAAUCUUCGUUUCUGCUUAGAUUGUCAUGCUGCAUUCACGUUGAUAUCAAAGGUUGUUCUGCGCAAAAUCAUUGUGAGAGAUAUGAAUCGGUUUCAUCAUUUUGAGGAUGGAGUUUGUUCAUGCAAUGAUUACUGGUGAUUAUUUAUGUGAUGAAGUCACAGGAUAUUGUUCAAAGCAACAAGGAAUCCAACGGGACCAUCAUUGACACCAGAAACGUUCUAUCGCAUGGGUAACCGGAAAUCCAGUAACUCUGUUAUGUGGGGCACAAAUUACAGGUUAUCUCCCACACUAUUCGGUGAGAGAUAUGUUAUGAGAAAGGGACAUGUUAUCUCCUUCAGUCCUUCAGCAUGGAUGCUGAUUUUUAUGCAUGAUGAUGACCCUUGUUGGCUUUUGCAACAAUAGACUUAGAGAGAGGUGAAUAUGAGAAUUGGGCAACUAAUUCAUCUAUUCAUAAGGCCUAUAUGGCUACAAGCGAGGACAGAUAAGAUGCUUGCAAAGGGGGCUCAAAUUGGUAGUUGGUGAUUGCUAAAGGAUUGGAAUCUAUGAACACCUAUGGAUCGAUGAAUUUCAUGCCCAGGAUGCCAAUGCAGAGUUUCACCCUUAAUACGUCACAAAUUUUACUACUCCAUGGAGACAAUAGAACUUCUAUAGGCUGCGACUACUGAUUUCAAUGACGUUGUUUUUGUUCAUUGAUACACUAGUUGCUCAGCUUUUGGCAUUAUUGGCACCAAGAGAUCAAUAUAAAGCAGCUUUGUCAGUAAGGAGAUGUCUUGAAAUGUCGAUGUAUUUUUGUAUAACUACAAGAAGAAAGAAAAUUGAUUGAAUUUUCCUUUUGUCAUGUUUCCUUGGGAGUAAAGUUUCG